Messenger RNA from Pistacia vera, 2310 nucleotides. Its product is annotated as transcription factor EGL1-like. Lineage: Eukaryota; Viridiplantae; Streptophyta; Magnoliopsida; Sapindales; Anacardiaceae. The transcript has 8 exons. Bases 268 to 2244 code for a protein of 658 amino acids. The record is from RefSeq and is a predicted model, not a curated record. Gene Ontology annotation, molecular function: protein dimerization activity.
AUUAAAGAGUAAGAUCAUAGAAAGUCCAAUUUUCCUCUGGCUUUUUGGCUCAAUGCUAUGUGUACUUGAAGGCUUCACCAAAGUUGGUAUGAGCUAUGUGUGAUUAGUCAUAGAAUCAGGAUUUGUUGACACAAGUUCCCUACACUUGGUUUUUUUUUUUUUUUUUUUUUCUUUUGUUUCUUUUUCACUCUACUGAAAGUGUUGAACAGUUGAUGAGUUUUCUUGCUUUACUAUAACCUGAAUUGAGGUGGUACUUGUGUUUGUGAAAUGGCUGCUAAUGCCACCCAAAACCAUGAUGGGUUGUUGCAAAACUUAAGAAAACAGCUUGCAGUGGCUGUUAGAAGUAUCCAGUGGAGCUAUGCAAUUUUCUGGUCAUUAUCAACUACACAACAAGGGGUGCUGGUGUGGUUUGAUGGAUACUACAACGGAGACAUCAAGACUAUGAAGACUGUCCAAGCCAUGGAAAUUAAAGCUGAUAAAAUAGGUUUACAAAGGAGCGAGCAACUAAGAGAGCUUUAUGAGUCUCUUCUGGAAGGAGAAAGUGAGCAGGCUAAUAAGAGGCCUUCUGCUGCAUUGUCUCCGGAGGAUCUCACAGAUGCAGAGUGGUAUUACUUGGUUUGCAUGUCCUUUGUAUUCCAUACUGGCCAAGGUUUGCCAGGAAGAGCACUUGCAAAUGGUGAAACCAUAUGGCUAUGUAAUGCUCAAUAUGCUGAUAGUAAAGUAUUCUCACGUUCUUUAUUGGCCAAGAGUGCAUCUAUUCAGACGGUUGUAUGUUUUCCUCAUCUUGAUGGUGUGAUUGAGCUUGGUGUCACUGAAUUGAUCCCGGAGGAUCCAAGUCUCCUUCAACAUGUCAAAGCUUCCUUAUUGGACUUCUCGAAGCCUGUUUGCUCAGAGAAAUCUUCCUCUCCUCCUCAUAAUGCAGAUGAUGAUAAUGACCCAAUUUGCGCCAAGGUCAGCCAUGAGAUAGUAGAUACAUUGGCAUUGGAGAGCCUAUAUUCUCCCAGAGAAGAAAUCAAAUUUGAUGGUGACGGAGUUGAUGACUUACAGGGAAAUAUCAAUGAAGAACUCCACAUGGAUUCUCCUGAUGAAUGUUCGAAGGGCUGUGAGCAUAAUCACCAGACUGAAGACUCUUUCAUGCUUGAAGGUAUUAAUGGUGGGGCUUCUCAAGUUCAAAGUUGGCAUUUCAUGGAUGAUGACUUCAGCAAUGGCCUACCAGAUUCCAUGAACUCAAGUGACUGUAUAUCUGAAGCUUUUGUGCACCAAACAAGGGCUACUUCUUCUCCAAAGCGCGAAAAUGUUGGAAAAAUUCAAUUGAAAGAACUUCAAGAAGGCAAUCAUACUAAACUAAGUUCCUUAGAUCUUGGAGCAGAUGAUGACUCACAAUACAAAAGAACUCUUUCUGCUAUUUUGGCAAGCUCAAAUCGUUUGACUGAAAACCUGUGUUUUCUUAGUUGUGGUAACAAAUCCAGCUUUAUGAGUUGGAAGAAAGGAGGAAUAACUGAUGGUCAUAGGCUACGAGUACAGCUGAACAUAUUAAAAAAGAUUUUAUUUACGGUCCCUUUGAUGUAUGGCAGUUGCCCUCAUAAGUCGCAGAAGGAAAUCUGCGGAAAAAAUUGCCUUACAACAAUGGGAAGGGAUGAUUUUUGCGCUGGACAUGUUUCAUCAGAUCAGAGAAGAGAGAAUGAAACAUUUAUGGUCCUAAGGUCAAUGGUUCCAUCUAUUUGUGAGGUUGACAAAGCAUCAAUUCUCAAUGACACUAUUAAAUACUUGAAAAAGCUUGAGGCAAGAGUAGAAGAGUUGGAAUCCUGCAUGGACUCUGUUGAUUUUGAGGCAAGGCCUAAAAGAAAUCACCUGGAUAUGGUAGAACAGAUAUCUGAUAACUAUGACAACCAAAAAAUUGAUCAGGGAAGGAAGCCUUGGAUAAACAAGAGGAAGGCCAGUGACAUUGAUGAAACUGACCCAGAAACCAAUAAAGUUGUUCUCAAAGAUGGCCCACCAUUCGAUGUGAAAAUCAGUAUUAAAGAGAAAGAGGUUCUGAUUGAGAUGAGAUGUCCAUAUAGAGAAUUUAUAUUACUAGAUAUCAUGGAUGCUAUAAACAAUCUGCACUUGGAUGCCUACUCAGUUAUAUCGUCAAAUCUUGAUGGCAUUCUCACCCUGGCCCUUAAAUCUAAGUUUCAAGGAGCAGCCGUCUCACCAGCAGCAAUGAUUAAACAAGCUCUAUGGAAGGUUGCUGGCAAGUGUUAGGAAGUCGGAUCAAACUAGUAAUCGACCUACACUAGUAGGAUUUUCAAUUCUGUAGAUUUAGUUUCU